ACUCUCAAACCAACCAGCCAUUCGUUGUCGACGUAAAAUUUGUUUUGUUUUGUUUUGUUUGCUCGAAAAUCUUGGAAAAUUGAAUCAUCUUUUUUUCUGGUAACCAUUACACAUUGAUUGGUGGUAAUUCAAACGAAAGAAUCAAUAUCCUGAAUUGUGCAAUAAAUAUCCCAAGAAGAAGAGAUCCAAAAAAAAAAUUAGCAAACGAAUCCAAGUAUGAAGUUUGAAUAUGCAAAGUAUUAUUGGUCAUUCUUAUGAACAUCAGCCAUCAUCUGGUUAUCAUUUGGUUGCGAAUACCUUGCCAAUGUCAUAUGUUUUAGCCAAUUGUGCUACAAUUUCACAACCAUUAUCAUCAUCAUCAUCAUCAAUAACAUCCGAUAUAAUGCUAAUGUCAUCGGGAUCAACUUCAAACAAUUAUACAAAUAAUACCAAUUCAACUAAUAACAGUAAUCAACAACAAAAAAUGAAUAUGAAUCAAUCAUUGGAUAGUCAAUCAUUACGUAUUGAAUUGGAACAAACAAAAAAUAAACUUCAUUCGAAAACAUAUGAAUGUAAUAAACUGAGACAACAAUUAAAACAAUUUUCAACUGAAAUUGAACAAUAUAAACAAAUUUUAUCAAGUUUUACUCAGAAUCAUGGAACAACAGAUCCAAAUGCAUUAUUAUCUGUAAAUCUAUCAACAAUCGGUAGCCAUACAAAUGGUGGUGGUAUAACCAAAACAAAAGAUACUAAAUCCAAAGGUGGACAUUCUGGUGGUGGCAAUAAGAAAAAAUCUUCAACUGGAAAUAAUAAUUGUAAUUGUUGUUGUGAUGUGGAUAAACCAUAUAUUUGCGAUUGGGUUAAUUGUGGAAAACGUUUUCGACAAAAACCACAUCUUGAAGCACAUCGUAAUAUACAUACUGGACGACGAUUUAUUUGUGAUUGGCCAAAUUGUGGAAAAUCAUUUGUUCGUAAAUAUAAUUUAGCUGAACAUCAAAAAUUACAUUCAUCCGUUAAUCCAAAUAUGUGUACGUAUCCAGAUUGUGGAAAGGUUUUUAGUUCCAAAUAUAGUUUGAUGCGUCAUCAAAAUGCUCAACAUAAUCUUAAUCUUUGAAAAAAAAAUUUGGACAAGAUUAUAAGAUACUUCCACAUCUAUGCAGCUUCAUUUUACCGAACGACGAUUACACCCACCAAGAUUGAUUCUCAAAAAUUUUCAAAUGUGAAACAG
Molecule: messenger RNA, 1207 nt
Organism: Dermatophagoides pteronyssinus (European house dust mite)
Lineage: Eukaryota; Metazoa; Arthropoda; Arachnida; Sarcoptiformes; Pyroglyphidae
Biological process (GO): regulation of transcription by RNA polymerase II
Cellular component (GO): nucleus; transcription regulator complex; chromatin
Molecular function (GO): DNA-binding transcription factor activity, RNA polymerase II-specific; RNA polymerase II cis-regulatory region sequence-specific DNA binding
Source: RefSeq, a predicted model, not a curated record